This is a messenger RNA of Colletotrichum tamarilloi, 483 nucleotides long. RefSeq lists its product as uncharacterized. The transcript has a single exon. Bases 1 to 483 code for a protein of 160 amino acids. NCBI's taxonomy places the organism in Eukaryota, Fungi, Ascomycota, Sordariomycetes, Glomerellales, Glomerellaceae. The record is from RefSeq and is a predicted model, not a curated record.
AUGGUUUAUGGGUGGCCUAGCACUGGAGGCUUCUAUAUGUUGCAAUGCGACGGCGUAGACCUCGAGUUCCUUGGCGUUGACCGCCUCGUCCCAACACCGCGGAGCGAUGAUCCAGCGGAGGAGGAUACUCACUGUAUCAACAUGCGCAAACUCGGUGCCAAGUUUUACCAAAGUGAUUGGGAUUACUAUCUCAAGACCACCACACACGAGGAUCUUCAGGAUCGCUAUCAAAAAGCGAUGGAGCUUGGCAAAGAUAAUUUCUUCGCGGCUGAAGAGGCCAAUAAGGCCGCCGAGAAGUUCAUCAAGGUUUUUGGAUGGCCGACAACCGGUGGAGUCUGGGCAUUGAAGGUGCCCACGGACAAAGUCCACUCGUUUGGCAUCAGAAACGCCUUCACGAUAGACGAAAAGUGUCGGGCGAUUGAGAUGAUGGGGGGAGUCUUUUAUGCCGACCCAAACGAGUGCCCAGAUUUGGACCUUGUAUAG